UAGUGCGUCACGAAGACCCCGAGCAGCCCGGCACUUCAUUUACAACUCCUGCAUUAAAACGACGCAACUGGAUUUUGAACAGCAGCAAAGCUUAAUUAUUAAGGCACAUAUCUUCAUUUGGGAUUUGGAAUAAGUAUAAAUUAUGCGCACGUUUUCGUGACAGCGUUUUGUAUGACAUAAUUUGACAACUGACUUUUUUUUUUUUUCACCCAAGUUUUUGGAGAUAUAUAUAACUUGGACGUUUAACUUUCACCAAAGCGAUCGGAAGCAUGAAAUCAGCAGAUGAAGAUGCUUACAGCUACACGCCAAAUAUCAGCCUAUCCCUCCCACUAAGUAGUCCUUGCCUUCCCACCCAGUACCACAACCUUCAGACCAGUCCCUCCAUCUCUGUUUCUAUUAGCCAACCUUCAUCAUUCUCCCCCAGUGAAGACAUGGGCUCGAUGGGAUACUUCCAGUCAUCUGGCCCCAAUGGAGCUCCUGCUCUGGAAAGCCCACGCAUAGAGAUCACAGCUUACAGUCAGUUCCCUGAAGAUGAGGUGGAAGAGAACAAUGCACCUGUAGCAAAGCGUUUAAAUUCCGUUGUGACGUUAACAUUGCCUAGUGUGGAAGGUUACCGUGACCCCAGCUGCCUCAGCCCUGCUAGCAGCAUUUCAUCACGUAGCUGCCACUCGGAGGCAUCGUCAUACGAGUCAGGCUAUUCAUGCAAUUAUGAUAACUCACCACAGAACUCUCCAUGGCAGUCACCAUGUGUCUCGCCCAAAGGUUCCUCUUCGUUGCUGUCUGGAACCCUGGGCACAUCACCUCGCCAAUCGCCUGCAGGAUCUCCACGCACCAGCGUGACUGAUGAAAGCUGGACGGCGCCUCGUGGCUCCCGCUCAAAUUCCCCUUGUGGUGGGAAACGGAAGUACAGCUUCAGUGGUAACAACUCUCACAAGUACCAUCCAUAUUCACCUAACCAGUCACCAGGACUGUCUCCACAAACCUCACCUCGCCUCAGCAUGACCGAAGACACGUGGCUGCCUAACACCAACCAGUACACCAAUUCAGCCAUUGUGGCAGCCAUUAAUGCCCUCAGCACAGAUGGAAUGACUGAUAUCGGAGAGGGGAUUCCACUGAAGACCAGGAAAACCAGCAUGGAGCAUAGCGCUUCUGUUAGCCUCAAGACCGAGCCUGGUGGAGAAGAAACAGGCUCUACAGAGCUCUGUCAUGAGGACUAUUCCGCAUCACGGCUGGCAUUUAAGAAGGAGGGCUACACUAGCUUUCUUGAUGUACCGAUUCAUUCAUACUGGUCUAAACCGAAGACUUAUACCAGCCCAUCCUUGCCAGCGCUUGACUGGCAGCUGCCCUCCAGUUCUGGCCCAUACAGCCUACAGAUCGAUGUCCAGCCUAAAUCUCACCAUCGUGCUCACUAUGAAACAGAGGGAAGCAGAGGGGCUGUGAAGGCACUUGCUGGGGGACAUCCCGUUGUUCAGCUUCACGGCUACAUGGAGAGCGAGCCUCUGACUCUGCAGCUGUUCAUCGGGACGGCAGACGACCGUCUCCUGCGGCCACACGCCUUUUACCAGGUCCACCGCAUCACAGGCAAGACCGUGUCCACACCCAGCCACGAGAUCAUGCAGGCCAACACCAAAGUGCUGGAGAUUCCACUCCUGCCCGAGAGCAACAUGAGGGCCACAAUCGACUGUGCUGGCAUCCUAAAGCUGCGAAACUCAGACAUCGAGCUGCGGAAAGGUGAGACGGAUAUCGGUAGGAAGAACACGCGAGUCAGGAUGGUGUUCCGCGUCCAUAUUAACCAGCCCAAUGGCAGAACCGUGUCCCUGCAGGUCGCAUCCAACCCCAUCGAAUGCUCCCAGCGUUCGGCACAGGAGCUGCCUCUUGUGGACAGACAGAGUGUGGACAGCUGUCCUGCCACAGGGGGAGAGCGCAUGCUUAUUAGUGGCCAUAACUUCCAACCCGACUCCAAGGUGGUGUUUGUGGAGAAAGGACAAGAUGGUCAUCACAUAUGGGAGAUGGAAGCCAAGGUUGAAAAGGACUCCUUUAAACCUACCGCUUUGCUUGUGGAGAUUCCAACUUACCGAAACCAAAGAAUAUCCAGCCCUGUUCUGGUGAACUUCUACAUAUGCAAUGGCAAACGCAAGAGGAGCCAAUACCAGCGAUUCACCUACCUACCAUCUAAUGUUCCCACCAUAAAGACAGAGCCACAUGAUGACUACGAGCUCCCUCGGCUUUGUGCACAGCAGCAUUCCCCUGGCCUCACCAAGCCCUAUUACGCUCUGCAAGCUGUGCCUGCCAUGAUGCCUUCAGAACACAUAGCCUGUGUGACAGCCACUUAUGGCCCUCAGAGACUCACAGCAAAGCCUUCGUCCCUGUCCUGCUCCUCCUCCUCUCCCAGCACCAGCCCUAAACUGCAAGAUCUCUCACCUACGCAGUUCUCUCCUCAGUGCAUCUCUCCAGGCUCUACCCCUGGGCUUCAGCCGAAUGCCAUCCCUCACGUCUCAGCCAUCCAGCCCACGCCUGGCCACUACCAGCAGUCUGUUCUCUACCCAUCAGGCAGUACAUCCUCUUCUCCUGGCUCUCAUCCCUCUACCCCUAGUUCAGCACCUGAAGUCAUCUUUACUCCAAGUCACAGUUUGACCCAGUCUCCAGUCACAGGUGAGGCCACAGAGCUGCCUAAAGUUCCAGUGAGGAGUGGGCCAUCUCCUCUUUUACAGGAUGAAGGAGGACCUGCCACGCUGGCCAUCAGCAUCAAACAGGAACCACAGGAACUGGAUCAAAUGUAUCUAGAUGAUGUCAAUGAGAUCAUAAGGAACGACCUGUCCAGCAUCUCCGUACAUACCCACGCAUAGCGACAACGGGACGGGAAUCAGACAGAAGAAACUGACAUUUUGAAUCUUUCAUACCAGAACAAAAACAAGCGUCCACUUAGCCUGAGUGCAAAAACAACAAAGCUUUCGUCGAUUGCAAAGCUUACAAUUGUAAAGCAGUCAGAUCUAAAAGACUGACUAAAAAAAUGAAUUAAAAAAAAAGCAGCACAGACGUAUAUGGAAUAACAAUAUACUACCAAAACAAUGUGUGUGAACUGAUGGACCAAGCCCUGUGUAUGGUGUUAGGUUUUGGUUUUAAUUUGAUUUUGCCCCCUCUACAUUUCCUUGUGUAGCUCUUUAAAUUAUUACCCAAGUGCAAUUUGAUUUUCAUUAAUACCAUUUUAAUUGUCAAAUCUUUAAUGUAUGCACAUAUGCCAACACGCCUUAUCCACACCAGGCUGUUAUUGGCAUGUCACUCCGUUGUUGCUGUGUCAAGGAUUUUGCUAUGACCAUGGUAGGUCCAUGCCACGUCGUAGAAAACAAUGUUAUGUUUAUAUUAUGUUCUUGAGCUUAACACAUUUUUGGUGUGCAUGCUGGAGGUUAUCAUCCAUCUGUGUUACGGUUUAGAGAAUUCAGUACAAAUACUAGAUCGUAUUCCUCACACCACAAAGCACUGCACGUGUUGUGGCUAAUAGCAACGUAGCAAGUGUGUGAUAAGCUCCUGCUAAGAGUGUAGUGUGAUCUGAUUGCACACAGUAAUAAUUCAGUUUAAUUUCAUUGGAUGCAUGAUCAUGUGCAUGAUAGUAAAUGAUUGACAACAUGACAGGGACGAAGCUAGGAAGUAGUACAAACUUGAUAAAUGCACAUUUUCACCCCACUGUGUUCUCUGAUAUUUUUAGGAUGCUAUGGCAGCAUUAUGGUCUUCACUGUGUGAUGAGGGGUCUUAAAAUUAAUGGUCAUAUUAUUGUAAUUAGAUCAGUGACUAAUAUUGUAAUGAAUCAUGUCUGAAAAGCCAUUCCUUUUGCUUACAUUGAAAUUUUGAUAAGAUGUAACAAAACAAAUAACUGGAAUUGCAUUUUUUUAAAUAUAUUGCAAGAUAAUCAUAUUUAUUGUCUCUUCCUGAGCUGGAAUGAACUGUACACAGGAAACUACUGUACAUUACGUAGCGGGUUUUGUAGGAGAUUAAAUGCUAAAUGGAACAAGCAGUACAGCCUUACAUUUCAAUAAUUUCUAAACCAAAGUGUAUUAUUCAGGUUAGACCGUGAUCUGUUUUAUUCCUGAACUUCCUCUGCACUACCUAUAUAACACCUGUAUAUUCUCUGUGCCUCUGUGAGCAUUUUGUGCCUUAUGUGCAUCGAUAUGAACACAGAUUCCCUUUUCUGCUUAGUUGCAUGAUGCCCACUUUGGCUUUUUUUUUUAUAUAUAUAUAAUCAUUUUAUCUAGCCAAUGACAGGAAAAUAUUUUUUUUCCCGCAACUAUUUUCUUUUUUCUGAAACUCAAUAUUGUAAUAGUAUUGAUGCCAUUGUUUUUUAGGUUAUUAGCUAAUGUAUGCACUUUACAUUGUACUUCUCCUUAAUGAUCUCUUGAGGGAAAAAAAAUUUACAGCGUAUGAUUUUUGUAUUUUUAUUCCUGACAGUGAAUUCAUGAAAGUAACAUACCAGAAUACUGUUUUUCAUGCCAGCAUCUUGUAUCCCAAAUUUCAAUCAUAAGUACAUUUUUUUGCAUUAGCAAUAGCAAAAUAUGCACAAUAAAUGCAUUUAUUAAAGA
Clarias gariepinus (North African catfish) is the source of this 4571-nucleotide messenger RNA. It is a transcript of the gene nfatc1, whose product is annotated as nuclear factor of activated T cells 1. The transcript has 10 exons. Gene Ontology annotation, biological process: cytokine production; calcineurin-NFAT signaling cascade; regulation of transcription by RNA polymerase II. Lineage: Eukaryota; Metazoa; Chordata; Actinopteri; Siluriformes; Clariidae. The record is from RefSeq and is a predicted model, not a curated record. Gene Ontology annotation, cellular component: transcription regulator complex. Bases 270 to 2846 code for a protein of 858 amino acids. Gene Ontology annotation, molecular function: RNA polymerase II cis-regulatory region sequence-specific DNA binding; transcription factor binding; DNA-binding transcription factor activity, RNA polymerase II-specific.